This is a messenger RNA of Cyprinodon variegatus (sheepshead minnow), 1361 nucleotides long. Its product is annotated as basement membrane-specific heparan sulfate proteoglycan core protein-like. Gene Ontology annotation, biological process: homophilic cell-cell adhesion; dendrite self-avoidance; axon guidance. Gene Ontology annotation, molecular function: cell-cell adhesion mediator activity. The record is from RefSeq and is a predicted model, not a curated record. Lineage: Eukaryota; Metazoa; Chordata; Actinopteri; Cyprinodontiformes; Cyprinodontidae. Gene Ontology annotation, cellular component: plasma membrane; axon. The transcript has 8 exons. Bases 53 to 1195 code for a protein of 380 amino acids.
UAACAGGGGAGGUUGUGUAGAGCAGUGACAGUGAGUUCGUUCUUUGCUCAUCAUGGAUUCAUCUGCUGCAGCUCUUAUAUUCUGCUCCUUGAUAUGUUUAGGGACGACUCAGGCUCCAGUUGUCUCUGUAGAGCCUCGAACCGCCACUGUCCUUCAAGGAGAGUCUGUCAGCUACAGUUGCCAGGUAAAAAGCACCGUCCAACCAGUUCAGCUGGAGUGGAGAAAAGGCAAUAAUCAAGCUUUGCCAGACAAUGUAAAGGUUGGUCGUGAUGGAUCUGUGCUGACGAUUGCAAAUGUUCGUCCUGGAAACCAUGGCCAGUAUCGCUGUGUGGCCAUUAGUGCCGCUGGUCGCAGCUUUGCCAACGCUGUGCUUAAUGUCAAAUUUCCUCCUAAGGUAAAGCUGACACCUGCGGGCCCCCUGCAGAUCACGACAGGGGACCCUGUGACCGUGGAGUGUAGUGCUACUGGCAGGCCACGCCCCACCCUUACCUGGAAACGCAGAGGAUCCACACUUCAAUUAGUAUCUCAGGAGAUAAAUGACGUCAAGAUAAUAAAGUGGCCUUCCACACGCCCAGAAGACUCGGGAGUGUACGUCUGCCAGGCUGUCAACGUUUUAGGGGAAUCUGAGGCUGCAGUGGAGAUCACUGUGGUGGGUCCCCCUGGAGCUCCAGUGGCCUCAGUGAAUCCUGGAGAGAUGACAGUUAUUGAGGGACAAACUGUAACAAUGGAGUGUAAGGCUACAGGAUCCCCUCCUCCAGUCAUAACCUGGUCCAAGCUACGAGCACCCCUGCCCUGGAAGCACACUGUUGCUGAUGGAGUUCUGACUCUAAAUGGGGUGGGGCGCCAAGACUCAGGACAAUACAUCUGCAAUGCAACCAACAUAAACGGCUAUAGUGAGGCCUACACUGACAUGGAGGUGGAAACUCCUCCAUACGCCACCUGCCUCCCUGACCAGGUACGCCUUCAGCCUGGAAACUCUCUCAUAAUCCAGUGCCUCGCCCACGGCUCUCAUCCAAUCCAGUUCACCUGGAGCCGUGUGGGAAGAGGUAAUUUACCUGCUGGAGCAGAAACCACCAAGGAUGGGAAACUGAUAAUAGCCAGCGUUAAACUAAGUGACAGUGGAACGUACAAAUGUGUGGCUACCAACCACAUCGGCUCCAGUGAGGCCUCUGCAAAAAUUAUCAUAAAAGCCUAAAUAAGGAUGGAAAUCCAAGUUUCUCACUGGAAUACAAAUGUAUGCAGUAAAAAUGAUAUUUAAUAUAUAAAUGUAUUGCAGAGAAUGAAUGCCAAGAUUUCUAAUUAGAAUACUUGUUCAAGAAUUACAAUACCGCUUUGAUUGUUUGCUCUUAUUGGGAAUUAAA